CCAUACGCUUUUAUUCUCCAUCUUUUACAAACAUAUAGCUUUUCGAUCGAUCGAUCAUGUCUGAAUUACAAUCGGAAUCACCGACCUCACCACCACCACCAAAAUCAGACCAACAAACAUCGAAAUCUCCAGCCUCGCCACCGCCAUCGCCACCGCCAAAAUCAGACCAAGAAACAUCGGAAACUCCUACCUUGCCGCCCCCGAAAGUUCAGCUCCAUAGCAACUCAGAUAUACUAAGAGAGAUAGUGUUAUGGAGAAGGAAGCAGCUGAAUGUUGGAAUCCUCGCAGCAGCAACGGCGACAUGGAUAGUGAUGGAUGUUUACCACUACAGUUUCAUCACUCUCCUUUCUUGGGUGGCCAUCGCCCUCCUCUCCUGCUUGUUCUUCUGGGGCACCAUCCACCGCUUCUUGAAAAAAGAGGCGCCCGACCUGUCUGAGCUUGAGAUCAGCGAGGAGACGGCGAAGGCGCAAGCCGGGUUGCUGAGGCGGCGGGUGGAGGACGGAAUACGGCUGAUGUUUCAUGUCGGCAGUGAGAGAGAAUGGUUUGUGUUUGUUGGAGCUGUCGCCGCUCUCUAUAUACUGUCGCUGGCUGCAAAACACUUGAAUUUUGUUACACUUUGCUUUAUAGGGAUUUGGGGGGCGAUGACGGUGCCGGUGAUUUAUGUGAAGAACGAGCAGAAGAUACGAGAAUUUGAAGGGAGUGCGAUGAUGAGGUGGCAAAGGUUGAAUGUGAUGUUUGAGGAGAAGUUUCAGAUUGUGAAAAGCAAAAUAGGAGGGAAACAGAAAGAGGUUAAGGAAAAGAAGACUAAGUAGGCUGUUGGUUUUGUAAUUCUACGUUCCAUCUCAAUUUGUUGCUCAAGAUAUAAAAUGUUGCGAGGACUUUGUCGUAAAAAAAAGCUGCGCUAAAUAUUUCAUGAUUUAUGCGAACUGCAGCAA
This is a messenger RNA of Salvia splendens (bonfire salvia), 935 nucleotides long. It is a transcript of the gene RTNLB13, whose product is annotated as Reticulan like protein B13. Bases 57 to 812 code for a protein of 251 amino acids. The transcript is spliced from 4 exons. NCBI's taxonomy places the organism in Eukaryota, Viridiplantae, Streptophyta, Magnoliopsida, Lamiales, Lamiaceae. The record is from RefSeq and is a predicted model, not a curated record. Gene Ontology annotation, biological process: response to bacterium.